This is a messenger RNA of Knipowitschia caucasica, 609 nucleotides long. NCBI's taxonomy places the organism in Eukaryota, Metazoa, Chordata, Actinopteri, Gobiiformes, Gobiidae. The record is from the annotation of a GenBank genome assembly.
AUGGAGCAGACGUCUACAGCCUUGUCCAAAACUGUGACAACAAUGGAGACAAAGUUGGCUGAACUAGAGGAUCGGAGCAGACGAAAUAACAUCGUUGUGCAUGGGCUCUGUGAGCGAAAAGAGAACUCUAAUGCUUUACAGUAUAUCACUGCCCAGCUCCCACUGUGGUUCCCCACGCUGAAAGAUACGCCACCUGAGAUCAUGAGAGUGCACCGUAUUGGAGUUUCCCGGAGCAAGGCGACAAAACCGAGGGUCAGGAUUUUCAUGUGCCUAAGAUACACCGACAGAGCAAGGAUUUUGAAAGCUGCGAGGGACUCACCGUUGGUUAUGGAAGGAAAGGAUGUCCGCUUCACGGCUGACUACAGCAUUGUAACCCGGGCCCGUCGCAAAUCCUGCUAUCCUGUCAUGGAAAAGGCUCGGCUAGAGGGUUACCAGGCCUUCUUGCUUUAUCCGGCCACUAUAAAAGUGUCCAAAGGCCAUGAGCACACGCUAUUUCAGGAUCCUGUGAUGUUGGAAGAGUUCCUCGACAGUCGGGAGAAUGAAGAAUCUUUUGGAAACAUGACGCGGGCUCAAGUUGCUCAGAUUGAUGAUGAGAACAAUGUAACAUAA